AUGCGGGUUCGUCGCAUUGUGUCAGAUGACAAAAGAAGUGAAGAAAGACUCAGGGAAAUGGGUAAUCUAUUUUUGGACAGAGGAUAUGAUAGAGAACUUAUUGAGAAAGGAAUCAGCAACACCUUGGAUAUCACAAGGGAUAAUCUAUUAAAAGUACAAGUGAAAACUAAGGAGAAAAUAAGAUAUAAGCAGUUAAUAUUAUUUACCCCUGGUCUUCUAGUGCGUGUUGACUUGGUUGUGCGACACUACAGAAUCCAUCAAUCACCAAUCUCCUACUACAUGGUACAAAGGGCCUCAUUCCAGACUAUGCAAAGUCUGGUACAGUAUUAUCAGUAUAACUCUGAUGGACUCUGCACCAAGCUGGAUGUGCCUUGUGUGAAGCUGGACCUUCCUACAACAGCAAGUCUGUCCCACUGUACCGUAGACGACCUUGAAAUCGAGCCCAACACUAUCAAGAAGGUGAAGAAGCUGGGCAGAGGAAGCUUUGGGAUAGUGUGGUUGGGACUGUGGAAUGGAACCACUGAGGUGGCUGUCAAGGAGCUUCAAGUCACUCCUCAAGCUCUGCAGAACUCGUUGUACGGCGAGGCCAGCACCAUGUGGAAACUUAAUCAUGAGAAAAUCCUAAAACUGUAUGCUGUGUGUCUGCAAACUGAGCCAGUCUUCAUUGUUACUGAGUACAUGAUACACGGCACGCUGAGAAAGUAUCUAAAGAGGCACCAGAAGGAACAAGAUCUGACGGUCCAACAACUCAUGGACUUUGCUGUUCAGAUUUCUCAAGGAAUGGAUUAUAUGGAGAAGCAUAAUUGUGUUCACCGGGACCUCCGAGCAGAAAAUAUCCUUCUGUCAGCCAUGAUGUCCUAGAUCGGAGAUUUUGGUUUGGCUCGUUUCAUGGAUAGUAAUACAUCCAUCCAGAUAACAGCAGAUACCAGGAUUCCCAUGAAGUGGAUGGCACCAGAAGUUUUUAAGUUUCAGAAAUACUCCCAUAAGUCUGACGUUUGGUCUUUCGGUGUCUUGCUUGUUGAGAUAAUGACUUAUGGAAAGAUGCCUUUCCCAGACAAAACAAAUGAGCAGUACUUACAACUCAUUUUAGCAGCCAAACCUCUUCCCACCCCCCAUGACUGUCCUGAAGACAUUUCCGCUAUCAUGAGGAUGUGCUGGAGGCAGGAGUUGGAUAAGAGGCCAUCUUUCUCAGAGAUAGAAUCAGAAUUCAUGAAGCUUUUGUCCCCAAUGCUAUCUGAAGAGACAGUGGAUUGAUAUCAUCCAAUUUCAAAGAGUUGAUAAAAUAAAACACCCAGUUUGUGCAGACCAGUGACAAAGAUUGGUGAAGGCACCUGAAGUAACAUCAAGAAAUGUGUGAUUUUUGCCACAUACUGAGCACAAUGUCUACAAACAAGGAGAUCCAACACUGGGCAUUGUGAAUUAACUAUUUAUUAAUGUAAUUAAAUAAUGGCACCAGGGUGUUCUCUAUAGUAACGGCAUUAUCGGACUUAAAAAAUCCCCUAAACCACGAGGAAAAGGCUGCUUCAGAAGAACACAAAGGGAAAUUCAUAUAUCACUAUACUUGGGGACAUAAACAAAUCUUAUUACAUGGGCAAGGGUUAUGAAGGAAACCCUAGCAGCUCACUGUGGUUCUAGACAUGAACAUAUCUUAUUACAUGGGCAAGGAGUAUGAAAGAGACCCUAGCAUCUCGCUGUGGUUGGAGACAUGAACAUAUAUUAUUAUUUGGGCAAGGAGUAUGAAGGAAACCCUAGCAGCUCACUGUGGUUGGAGACAUGAACAUAUCUUAUAACAUGGGCAAGAAGGAUGAAGGAGACCCUAGCAUCUAGCUGUGGUCGGAGACAUGAACAUAUCUUAUUACAUGGGCAAGGAGUAUGAAAGAGACCCUAGCAUCUCGCUGUGGUUGGAGACAUGAACAUAUAUUAUUAUUUGGUCAAGGAGUAUGAAGGAAACCUUAGCAGCUCACUGUGGUUGGAGACAUGAACAUAUCUUAUUACAUGGGCAAGAAGGACGAAGGAGACCCUAACAUCUCACUGUGGUUGGAGACAUGAACAUAUCUUAUUACAUCGGCAGUGAGGAUGGAGAAGACCCUAGCAUCUCACUGUGGUUGGAGACAUGAACAUAUCUUAUUACAUGAGCAAUGAGGAUGGAGGAGACUCUAGCAUCUCACUGUGGUUGGAGACAUGAACAUAUCUUAUUACAUGUGCAAGGAGGAUGGAGGAGACCCUAGCAUCUCACUGUGGUUGGAGACAUGAACAUAUCUUAUUACAUGGGCAAUGAGGAUGGAGGAGACCCUAGCAUCUCACUGUGGUUGGAGACAUGAACAUAUCUUAUUACAUGGGCAAUGAGGAUGGAGAAGACCCUAGAAUCUCACUGUGAUUGGAGACAUGAACAUAUCUUAUUACAUGUGCAAGGAGGAUGGAGGGGACCCUAGCAUCUCACUGUGGUUGGAGACAUGAACAUAUCUUAUUACAUGUGCAAGGAGGAUGGAGAAGACCCUAGCAUCUCGCUGUGGUUGGAUACAUUAAUAUAUCUUAUUACAUGGGCAAGAAGUAUGAAGGAAACCCUAGCAUCUCACUGUAGUUGGACUUAUCAUACAUUAUGAUUUCAAUGGCCAAGGAGAUGUAUAAGAUACCGAUGACUUACUGUAAUUGGGAAGAAGAAUAUAUUACUAAUAUACAUCUGGAAUAUGACAUUACUGACUGGAAAAACAUAACAAAUGUAUAAAAAUGUUUAGGAAGAUGAAGGAGAACCUGGCAAGUUACUGCAGUAUUCAGUAUCUUACCUUAUCAGAACAAUGUCUCAGCAGAUUGAAUGAACUCAUUAUGUUGUUUUCAUUGGGAACAAGAAUAUGUAUGGCUACAGCACAGAUAUAUACUGUAAUUGUGAGUCUACAAUACAUUUAUACAAUUACCCUAACUGAGCUUGGGAACAAAAAUAUAUAUUUAGAUAUAGAUUACUACAGCAUGGUUAGACACAUAACCUAAAACCGUUAGUCCUCAAGUACCUAUAACACGCCAGAUUUGCAUGAUAUCUUAACAUGAGCACAGCUGAAAUAAUCUACUGAUGGGGGAGAACCAUGGUUACUAACCAGCUGAUUAUUUUACCUGUGAUUCAUAUCAUGAAAAUCUGGCCUGGCAGCAUUACUUGGGGCUGGAGUUGAGAAACACUGGCCUACCAGACUACAGUAUAGGUACAUUUAUAGGAAGGUGAAGGAGAACAUUUUACCACAUAGUAUCUGAUAAUAACAUUGUAACCACCCGUGGUACUGGUGUUCCCUGUAACAUUUUGUGAACUGCAGAUAAUGCAUCUUGUGGAACCACUGUUUAUUUUGGACAUUCUACAAAUUAUGGGAACAAAGAUUUUGAUGAGGAUUUUAUGUUAGAAGAUGCAGGAUGGGAGUGAAGUUUAUUUUAUGUGUUGUCCUAUCACAUUAACGAGCAAUAAGGUGACCCCAAGAGCCUAUAUCAAUACACCACUGUCAAUACACUCCUAUAACAAUACUUAGUUGCAUUACUAAUUUAGAUAACAUGUAGAUUUUAAAACACUUGCAUUCACAUGCCUGAGCUCUAUGUUAUCUAUAUGAAACACAUGAACUAACACCCUCUAGUGGUGAAAAUUGUCAAAAUGCAUUCAGAUUAGAGACGGUUUUCAAGGUCUAAGAAAUUAGCAAAUGAACCUACUAGAUUUAGCUUUCAACUAAGAAUAUCAAGAGAGCAAAGCAAACUUAGUGAUAAAAGUAAAUUGGAAAGUUGUUUAACAUUACAUGCCCUAUCUGAAUCAGGAAAGUUUAUUUUGGACUGUCCUUUAAAGGAUUUAAAUAAUUCUGGCCCUUUAGUACUGCCCUGGGAAUCCCAACUUUACCCGCCCCAGGGAGUACCCGGUGUUGCACUACAUGGAUAAGGACCUGAGGAACAUCAGACACCUGUAGAUGCUUGAGGGUCCAGCCUUGAGGACGAUCAGGCUCUUCAGUUAGUUUCCCCUAAGCACAUAAAGGGUUAAGCACUGAAUGCUAUGCAUCUCAUUGAUUAAAGACCUGAAGUUUCCCCCUUUGGUACCUACCUGAAGUUGCCUCCUUGGCACCUAUAAUGUUAGGGAAUUGCAGCCCCCUCCCCUUGGCACAUCAGAGAUGAGGAAAUACCAUGGCACCCAAUGGAUUAAGUACCUGAGACUGUGCUCAUAUGACAUAUGUAGGGUUAAUGAAUGUCAAGGGGUUCUUUAAUUUGUCCUCUCUUGCCAGCUGUGAGGUUAAUGAGAUGAACAUAUCAUGGCAUAUAAGAGAUGGAGGUACUGAAAUUCUUGGCAUUGCAGUCUAUGUGUGUGUUUUUGUUUUUUGGGAUGUCGGGGUGGAGAGUGAAAUUGAAUGGGGGGUGCAAGAUUGCUCAGGGUCCAAUCAAUAUUAAAGAUCGCCCUGGUCAAAAUUAAACUCAUAAUUCAGAUAGAGCAGCAAUUUUAAACAACUUUCCAAUUUACUUCCAUUAACAAAAUGUGAACAGUCAUUUUAUAUUAAAAACAAAAAUUUGAGUCACCGGCUCCUACUGAGCAUGUGCAAGAAUUCACAGAAUAUACGUAUAUGCAUUUGUGAUUGGCUGAUAGCUGUCACAUGAUACAAGAGAAGUAGACAUUAACUUUGAGAAUUGUCAGAAAAAAAAAAUGUACUACUCAUUUUAAACUCAGACUAAGAGCUAUUAUAUUGUCUUUUUAUCACACUUCUGUUAAUGAUGCAAAUCUAUUGUAGUUGCUGGUCUUUAGCAUCGAAAUGUGAAUAUGAAAUGAAAAGAAACCAUUUGACCCCCUGUUUAGGUUCUAUGUUUAACCAUAAAUAAAACACAGACUCUCAUCUUGGGUUAUAAA
Molecule: messenger RNA, 4852 nt
Organism: Bombina bombina (fire-bellied toad)
Lineage: Eukaryota; Metazoa; Chordata; Amphibia; Anura; Bombinatoridae
Product: tyrosine-protein kinase SRK3-like
Biological process (GO): cell surface receptor protein tyrosine kinase signaling pathway; innate immune response; cell differentiation
Cellular component (GO): extrinsic component of cytoplasmic side of plasma membrane
Molecular function (GO): signaling receptor binding; non-membrane spanning protein tyrosine kinase activity; ATP binding
Source: RefSeq, a predicted model, not a curated record